This is a messenger RNA of Pecten maximus, 3469 nucleotides long. RefSeq names its product interleukin enhancer-binding factor 2 homolog. The transcript has 15 exons. The record is from RefSeq and is a predicted model, not a curated record. Lineage: Eukaryota; Metazoa; Mollusca; Bivalvia; Pectinida; Pectinidae. Bases 54 to 1229 code for a protein of 391 amino acids.
CAUACCUUGGACGCCAUUAUUUUCCAAAGCGUGAUACCGGUUAGAUUGUCAACAUGAGGGGAAUGAGAGGACGGGGAGGACCACACCCAAUGAGAGGAGGUAUGAUGAGACCGAUGGCGCCACCUUUCAAGCCUGGUCCGCCGUUCCGUGCAUUUAUUCCACAUAUUCCAUUUGACUUAGUACAGUGCGAGUCCACAUUUCCCAGAGCCAAACCUACACCUGAUGACAAAAGUUUUACUGAUGCUUUACUGAAACGACACAAUGAUCUGACUCCGUCCUCAACAGAACAGGCUGCCAUCUUGGCACUGGUUACCAAAAUACAGGCCAUCAUAGACAACCUCAUCCUAUCACCAAACUCAUUCGAGCCCGCGCAAAUUGAAGAAGUUCGUCAAGUUGGUUCAUUUAAGAAAGGAACGAUGAUGGCGGGUCACAAUGUAGCUGAUAUUGUUGUUAUGUUGAAGACCUUACCAACAAAAGAGGCAGUUAUGGCACUCGGUAAUAAAAUUACAGAAGAAUUACGCAGUCAAGAUCCACAGGAAGUUUUCAGUAUGCUAACAAACGACACUGGGUUUGAGAUCAGUUCAGCUGAUGCCUCUGUGAAGUGUCUCAUCACCACGAUUCCACCUAACCUAAAGAAACUAGACCCUGAACUACAUUUGGACGGUAAGGUGAUGCAGGGUCACCUAGCAUCUAUCAGACAUGCUCGCUGGUUUGAGGAGAACGCCUUCCACUCAAGUAUAAAAGUCUUAAUUAGAAUUAUGAGGGACCUGAAGAAUCGGUUUAAAGGAUUUGAACCAUUAACACCCUGGAUUAUAGAUUUACUGUCCCAUUAUGCGAUCAUGAAUAAUCCAUCUCGUCAACCCGUUGCCAUCCCAACAGCAUUUAAACGUUGCCUACAACUGUUAGCCGCUGGGUUUUUCUUGCCUGGCUCCGUAGGAAUCACAGAUCCAUGUGAGCAAGGCACAGUCAGGGUUCACACAGUCAUGACCCUAGAACAGCAGGACCAAGUAUGUUUCACGUCACAGACUCUCCUCCGAGUUCUAACUCAUGGUGGCUACAAACAGGUGCUUGGCCUAGAGGGAAACUCAAGUAUAGCUACAGACAUGAGUGUGUGGGAAGGAGUUGUUGUGACACCCUCAGACAAGGCCUAUGAGAAACCUGAGAAAAAAGAGGGGGAGGAGGAUGAGGAUGGAGACGAAGAUGAUACUAUGGAAACCGUCGACUCAUAGGAGGAUUGAAAUCUCAUUGAUAUCCCAGUUAUGUGAAUCUUCAUUUCUACAGGGGUGAAAAAUAGACAACAAAACAAUGAUGAGAGCCUGUUCACCAUACACAUCUCAUAGCUAGACAUGGAUUUGUCACUGUGUUCUAACGCUUCAGUUAAUGGUGCUGAUAUCAACCAAAGUAUUGCAUGUAUGUUCUAACAGAUAUGAAAGAUGAUUUUUGGUACCGUAUUCGAACUAAUAACUGCACUAUGCUCUUAAAAUAUACAAAGGGUUGUGCUUAACUAAACCGUGUACAAUAAUUUGUUGAAUAUGAAAUUGGGUGGAAUGAAAAAAAAAAUUUUUUUUUUUCAUUUACAUAUCUUAUGUAAAGGUAGUGAAAACAAGUCUUUUGUUAAAUGACAAGAUUAUAUUGCCUGAUAAGUGAGGUAAGGAACGUGUGUUUCAAUUAGCACACAUCCUCUUUUCCGGCAAACGUGCUUAUUAGGUCAAAUACAAUACCGUGUUUUGUCUGAUAAAUAGAAUGUAUGUUGAUAUCUCGGCUUUACACACAUUGUGACUGUUGUGGUAGAUUUUGGUAGUAAAGCUGAUUUCUCUUCAAUGUUAAGGUAACAUUCAGUUUAUUUAAUAGAUCAUGUUUUACAAGAACUGUAAAAUAUGCAAGUUUUAAAAUCAACGGUUCAUUUAAUUGUUGAAUAAAAUGUUCCCACUUAAGUGAUAAAAUAAAAGCUUAACAUUUUUCAGAGACUACUUUAAUACAAGUAUCCUUGGAAUUUGAAAAGAAAAAUAGUGGAUUCCUUUUGAAUUUCAAUUUUAUUUUGAGGUAAAUAUAGUAUAUGUAUACAUGAAUACAUAUUCAUUAUUUUGAGUGAAACUACUUUGUUUUGUUUUAAAACUUUUACAGCAUUGUAUUUUUCUGUGAAUACAGUAAAUCUGCAUGGAUCCUUAAAGCAACUACACAUUAUUCGUCUUUUCAUUGAAUGAAAAGCUUUAAAACAUGAAGCAUUUGGAUGACAAACUAUGUGACUCGCAUUUCAUCACUCCUAUAUGUAUAAGAGGUCUUGGCCUGCCUGAUUGUAUUGGCGGAUCUGUGUUUUUCUCGCUGUGUUCAACAUAAUGUACAUAUAGAAUUUUGUAGUAUCAUCAUGUAUUAAUUAUUAUGUUGUGUUCUGUUUUACUUGCAUGGUUUCAGAAAUGAACCGUUUCUUCAAAGUUGUAGGUAAAAUGACAUAUCUUCAGGAUACAAGAAGGUUAGCGGUAUACGCGUUCUUUUGAUAUGGUUAGUGCUACAAUGGCUUUAUUUCUCUACAAACAAAUUUGUUUUCUCAAAACAUAUCAAAAUGUUCCCAUGUCUUCCUAAUUCAAACAGACUUCUGUGGGAAAUUAAUGAAAAAAUCAACAGAACCUCGUUAGAGAAGAUCUAAAGUCUUAUUUGUCCCCUACCAUUGAAACUAGCGUGGCUGUGUAGGUUUCCUCCUGCCCGCCUUGUACAUAAUGUCAAAGAUUGUCGGGCACUAAUGGCCAAAAUUCCUUGAGGGAUUUUGAUAAAACUUCACACAAUGAUAAAAGACCAUAAUAUCUCAAACAAGUUAGAGUUUCGGAAAUUUUGGGUCAAGGUCACUUACUAUUUUUAGCGGGGGCAAGUAGAGGACAUGCAUUGCUUUAGCAAUACCCAGGAUGCUUUUUGUUCUGCUUUACCAUGAUUCUGUCAGAGCUAUUACUGUGGAUGAUCUUUUUACGACAGACAGAAGAUUUUAUCAAUAUAUCUGCUGCCACUGUAUGGUAUAUGAUGCAACUGAAUUCUGUCCGUUUCUUCAUAAACACCUGAUCUAAAAGAAAUUGACUCCAUACAACCUUACCACUGUUUAAUGGUUACGACAGAGAUUUUAUCAUGAUAUUUACUGCCACUAUAGGGUAUGAUGCAACUGAUUUCUGACUGUCUCGUCGUAGUUCAUUUACUUGAUAAACAACUUUAUCUAAGAGAGAGUGUGUCAAUCAAAUCUAGCCUCUGUUAAGUGUGAGAGUUGACCUAUGUCUCAUACUGUAUGUACAUUGUUGGUGCAAUAUCACAGCUACAUAUUAAACUUGUGAGGCAAUCUCACAACUUAGGUAUGUUGUUGGAUUCAAGAAGUCGCACUAUAUAUAUAUUAUAUAAUGGUGCAUGAUCAAUCCUUCACUUUUAAAUAUACAAAUAACGUGUGUCGUCAUUUUUAAUUGUCAUAAAUAAAAUCUUCAAAGACAGCAAAAAA